This is a messenger RNA of Tinamus guttatus (white-throated tinamou), 1589 nucleotides long. Lineage: Eukaryota; Metazoa; Chordata; Aves; Tinamiformes; Tinamidae. The record is from RefSeq and is a predicted model, not a curated record.
AGGAGGGCUGGUGGGAAGGCAUCCUUAAUGGCAAGACUGGCAUGUUCCCCUCCAACUUCAUAAAGGAGCUGGCUGAAUCUGACGAUGCUGGAAUAGCGCUGGAAGAGCAAGCAAAGCCAAGAAAAUCUGCUUUUGAAGGGGCAUUUCUGUACAGAGUGGCACCGGCAAAGAUUGACAGCUACAGACGCUAUAACAGCCUAAAAGAUGCCACAGGCUCUGAGAGCGACGGAGGUGACUCUUGCAGCACAAAAUCUGAAGGAGCCAACGGAGGCACCACAAUCCAACCCAAAAAGGUCAAGGGUGUUGGCUUCGGAGAUAUCUUCAAGGACAAACCUAUAAAGCUACGACCAAGGUCAAUAGAAGUUGACAAUGACUUUCUCCCAGUAGAUAAGAGUGUUGGGAAGAAAUUACCUCCAGCCACAGCAACUCAGGAGCCAACAAAAAUAGAAGUGGACAGCAGAACAAAAACCAAGGAGUAUUGCAAGGUGAUAUUUCCGUAUGAGGCGCAGAAUGAUGAUGAACUCACAAUCCGAGAAGGUGAUGUCGUCACGCUUAUCAGUAAGGACUGCAUUGAUGUAGGCUGGUGGGAAGGAGAGCUCAAUGGCAGACGGGGAGUGUUUCCAGAUAACUUUGUCAAGCUCCUUCCCUCUGAUUUUGAAAAAGAGAGACCCAAGAAGCCGCCACCUCCAUCAGCUCCUGUCAUCAAACAAGGAUCAGGCACAACCGAUCGAAAGCAUGAAAUCAAGAAGAUACCUCCUGAAAGGCCAGAGUGCCUUCCUAAUCGAACAGAAGAGAAAGAAAGAUCAGAGAGAGAGCAAAAACAGUUAGACUUGCAGAAGCCUUCAGUCCCUGCUAUACCUCCGAAGAAGCCUCGGCCUCCCAAGGCAAACUCUGUGAAUAGACCUGGUACCUUGCCCCCGAGACGGCCAGAAAGACCAGUUGUGCCUGUGACUCACACAAGGAGCGAUAGUCCGAAAGUGGAGUUAGCAGGCAGUGCGGCGCCAGGCACUCUCGAGAAAGACUCCUCCGAGAGAAGCAACGACAUUGGCCGCCUCUGCAACGAUCACUUUUGCCCUGGCUCCAAAGGCCACUUCUGCAAUGGCCCCAACACCUACUUCUGCCCUUGCCCCAGUGGCCACUUCUGCAACAGCCCCAAGAACUGCCUCUGCAGUGACCGCGUCUGCCCUGACUCCAGUGGCCGCUUCUGCAACGACCGCUUCUGCCCCAGCCCCAAUGGCUGCUUCUCCAAUGGUCGCGUCUGCCCCAGCCCCAACGGUCGCUUCCGCAACGACUCCGAUGGCGGCUUCUGCAAUGGCUGCUUCUGCCCCGGCCCCAAUGGCUGCUUCCACCCCGGCCCCAAUGGCCGCUUCUGCAACAGCCCCAAACCCACCUCUGCAACGACGGCUUCUGCCCCAGCCCCAAUGGCUGCUUCCACCCCGGCCCCAAUGGCCGCUUCUGCAAUGUCUUCCCUUUCAAGCCCGGAUUUCUUUGACUCACCAAGUCCUGAAGACGACAGGGAGGAACAUGUUUCCAUUACACAGAAAACUAUCGAAGUGUCAAGAAAAUCGAGGACGGUUACAAUAUCACAA